GCACUAGCAAUAAGGUUUUACAUAUAUCGUGGCGCAGAGUCACCAAAUUGGAACAUCAUUUGUUGCUGCUCUUACAAAACGAGACUUAUUCAUUGCCCAUUUGAGAAGACAAAAAAUGGGAAGAGAUAGUUGUCUAGCAAGAGUUACUGCUGGUGUUGCUGUUGGCGGCGCUGUUGGUGGCGCUGUUGGUGCUGUAUAUGGGACUUAUGAGGCUGUUAGGUUCAAGGUGCCUGGCCUUCUGAAAAUCAGAUACAUUGGACAAACUACAUUGGGAAGUGCAGCCAUUUUUGGUCUCUUCUUGGGUGCUGGAAGCUUGAUACACUGUGGAAAGUCUUACUAAGCAUAUCUUUGCUAGCUGAGUUGAACUUUUUUAGCGUGGAAUUGAAUUAUUGUCAUCAGAAUUACAUGCUUGUGCAAUUCCAAUAUAUUUAAGUAAAGUGGUGAUGUUUGAAUUGGUGAUUCAAUAUUGAGUUUUUCUCU
This is a messenger RNA of Lycium ferocissimum, 480 nucleotides long. RefSeq lists its product as uncharacterized. The transcript is spliced from 3 exons. Gene Ontology annotation, biological process: protein insertion into mitochondrial inner membrane; protein import into mitochondrial matrix. The record is from RefSeq and is a predicted model, not a curated record. Gene Ontology annotation, cellular component: TIM23 mitochondrial import inner membrane translocase complex. The coding region runs from base 116 to 340 and encodes 74 amino acids. Lineage: Eukaryota; Viridiplantae; Streptophyta; Magnoliopsida; Solanales; Solanaceae.